This is a messenger RNA of Lagopus muta (rock ptarmigan), 4617 nucleotides long. It is a transcript of the gene L3MBTL3, whose product is annotated as L3MBTL histone methyl-lysine binding protein 3. Gene Ontology annotation, biological process: regulation of DNA-templated transcription. Bases 451 to 2910 code for a protein of 819 amino acids. NCBI's taxonomy places the organism in Eukaryota, Metazoa, Chordata, Aves, Galliformes, Phasianidae. The transcript is spliced from 22 exons. The record is from RefSeq and is a predicted model, not a curated record. Gene Ontology annotation, cellular component: nucleus. Gene Ontology annotation, molecular function: zinc ion binding; protein binding.
CUUAUUAAUUUCUUGAGUUUUUCUCCACUGUUGCUUUUAAUAGUUCUGUUUUUCUAGAAAAUGGUGGCGCGGUGAGCCCUUUCCCUCUUGCUGGUUCAGUGUUGUCGGGCAUCACUCGGGUUGGCAUUUGUGGGUUAUUCCCGUUACCUUUCAUAUUUUAAUACCGCUGACAGGUAGGAUUAUGGAAUGUAAGCGGUGGGUGUGAGGAACCACGGAUUACGUGGAUGGGAUUUACUGAAGACAGCAAUAGUGUGCAUGUAGCCACAGCUUAUUACUGCUUCAGUAGUAGCGCUACUCAUCACAAUGGGAAAUAGGAACUCUUUGUGAACUGGAGAUAAGGAGAAAUGCAGCGGCCAGUAGUUGGGAGCUGGAAAAAAAAGUGAAUUAAUGGUUUAAGGAUUGCAGACCCCAUGGAGACUGCUGAGAACAGGCAGAACGGAGGAGAAGGGCAUGAGCCAGGCUACAUGCAUCAUGAAUGAAUCUGCCUCCAGCGGAAAUGGCCAGGAGUUUGAUGUAUUUAGUGUUAUGGACUGGAAGGAUGGCAUAGGUACAUUGCCAGGAAGUGACCUGAAGUUUAGAGUGAAUGAAUUUGGAGCCCUGGAGGUGAUAACAGAUGAAAAUGAGAUGGAAAGUGUUAAAAAAGCCAUGGCUACCACCACCUGGAUGGUUCCAACUGCUCAAGAAGCCUUUUCAGAAAAGACAGGGAUCUCCUCAAAGUUGAAGGAAACUGCAAAAAUGGAUGGACUUGUUUUCUGUGAAAACUGUUAUCACUAUGGUACUGUAGAAGAAUUUGUUCCUGAAGGGAAAUUUUGCAGCCAAAAAUGUGCCCAGCAAGUAAAAAACAAAGAACCAAAGGAGGAAAAACCCAGCAUGGAAUGCAAUGGGGAUGAUGAAUCCAAAGUCAUUCGGAAAAGAAAAACAAAAUUACCUCUCAAAGAAGAGUCCAAGGAUAAUGAGGAGAAGAAAGAUAAUCCCGAUGAAACUGAGGAUAAAUCUGAAGGCAGAAUUUUGAGAGUCUCACAGAGAGCCAGAAGAAAAAGAAAAGGGGAUAUAACAGUUUUGAAACAAACUGUAUCCUCUAAAGGGAAGCAACUGUGGUGUUGGGCGUCCUAUCUAGAGGAAGAAAAAGCUAUUGCAGUACCUACUAAGCUUUUUAAAGAGUAUCAAUCCUUCCCGUACAACAAAAACGGAUUCAAAGUAGGGAUGAAGCUGGAGGGUGUGGAUCCUGAGCACCAGUCAAUCUAUUGUGUUCUCACUGUGGCUGAGGUUUGUGGCUAUAGAAUACGACUCCACUUUGAUGGAUACUCAGACUGUUAUGACUUCUGGGUGAAUGCUGAUUCUUCAGACAUUCAUCCUGUUGGAUGGUGUGAAAAAACAGGUCACAAGCUUCAUCCACCAAAAGGAUAUAAAGAAGAAGAAUUCAGCUGGCCUUCGUAUCUAAAGGCGUGUAAGGCUCAAGCUGCUCCUAAAUCUCUAUUUGAAAACCAGAAUGCAACAGUGAUUCCAUCGGGAUUUCGAGUAGGGAUGAAGCUGGAAGCCGUAGACAAAAAGAACCCUACAUUCGUUUGUGUUGCUACGGUAACAGACAUGGUGGACAAUCGUUUUCUAGUUCAUUUUGACAACUGGGAUGAGAGUUACGACUAUUGGUGUGAGGCAGCUAGCCCACAUAUUCAUCCUGUUGGGUGGUGUAAAGAACAUAAAAGAACUCUUAUCACCCCACCAGACUACCCACAUGCUAAGCAUUUUUCUUGGGAGAAGUAUUUGGAAGAAACCAGCUCAUUACCUGCACCUGCAAGGGCUUUUAAAGUGAAACCUUCUCAUGGCUUCCAGAAGAACAUGAAACUUGAAGUGGUUGACAAGAGAAAUCCAGUAUUUAUCAGAGUAGCAACUAUUGUAGAUACUGAUGAUUAUAGAAUAAAAGUCCAUUUUGAUGGCUGGGAUAGUAUUUAUGAUUAUUGGACAGAUGUAGAUAGUCCUGAUAUCCAUCCUGCAGGCUGGUGUACAAAAACUGGACACCCUCUUCAGCCUCCACUGAGUCCCUUGGAGUUAGUGGAAGCUUUGGAGCAUGGAGGAUGUCCCACAGCAGGAUGUAAAGGAGUUGGGAAUGUUAAAAGAGCAAGACAUAUUGGCCAUCAUAGUGCAGUCAGCUGCCCAUACUCUGAGAUGAACUUGAACAAAGAAAGCCUCCUACCUGAUCGGCUCAGUGGGGAGUUGCCUGCAGCCAAUCAUGUCCCCAGAAACAGAAGAGUGGAAGCAAGGGAAAGAUCCCCCUCUCCUAUAAUCAAUGACAGAAAAUGCCCGAGCCCUGGUCACAUAGGCACAAAAUCUGUAUCUCAUAAUCGAUCAUCUGGGAAAACUGUAUCAGAAACAACUAAGCAGGAAGACAGAAAAAGUGCAUCUCCUUGCAAGAAGCCCCAGUUAUGUGAUGUGAAAGAAAAGAAGCCACCUGGAGGACUGCAGACAAAGGACUCUGUAAAGAACAAAGAGUGUGAAGAAAAAGAGACAGGAAAUAACCUGCUCAUUUCAAAUGAAAUUAAAGUUGUGGAAGAACCCAAUACCCAGAGGUUUCUGUCUCAACCAGUUGUUGUGUCAUCAAAGCUGCAAAUCCCCGGCCUACCCUUGCGCUGGGAACAGCAAAGCAAGCUCCUGCCAAGUGUAGCUGGGAUCCCAGCCAGUAAAGUUUCUAAGUGGAGUACAGACGAGGUCUCUGAAUUUAUACGGAGUUUACCAGGAUGUGAAGAGCAUGGCAAGGUAUUUAAAGAUGAGCAAAUUGAUGGAGAAGCAUUUCUGCUAAUGACCCAAUCAGACAUAGUCAAAAUAAUGAGCAUUAAACUGGGACCAGCCCUAAAAAUCUUUAAUUCCAUUCUGAUGUUCAAAGCUGCAGAGAAGAACUCACACAAUGAACUUUGAAGAUAAUGGAAAACGUGUACAAGCCAGUUUCCUCCACUGGAGCUCAUGUUUUAUUCAAAGCACAAAGACUCACCAGAAUUAUUGAGUAAGGACUCUCAGAAAGGAAGAAAAGUGUGUUCUGCACUGGUGGACUAUUCAUAUUCUCCUAGAGCCAGUAUACAUCUGAAUCCUUCUGGGAAGUGCUCACGCUUUUAAGAAGGUACUUUUUAACAACCAAGUCAGCUAGUCUGAUUUACCAAACUAAUGGCGCUAAUUCUCCAUGGAGGGUUAGGAUCUCUAAUGCUCUCUGGUCAUCAAGAAAAAACCUUCAUUGAUUAUUUAUGCUGUAUUAUAUAAGGGAACGUUAAUAUUUUCUAAGAAUUCCUGAAUUCUGCUUCGUGUACCCAUUUUACUUUUUGGUAGCUAUUAUUUCUUACCAUCAAAAUAAAAAAAAUUAGCCAAAAAUUGGGCUAUGGGUAGCCAAAUGAGACUGUUAUGGCUAAUGCAAAUUUGUGCCAUAGUUUGAAAAUGAAACAGUUAAUGUUACAUAUGUGACACUUUAUGCUACAGCAUAUAACUUUACAGAUUAUAAAACUGUCUGUUUGCUUGUAACAAAACAAACCUUGUUGGGGUUGAAAUUAUAAUGCUUUUUUGAUAACUGAAUGUUUUUACUUUUGCACGAUUACAAAAAUGUUAUGUGAGUUUUUCCACCAGCAUCUUUAAUGUAUUUUACCAAAAGAUCAGUAUCGAGAAGGCUGCAACUGAAAAAUAAAGUUUGACUUCAUAGAAGACAUUCAUUUAUGCUGCACAAUAGAACCCCAGCCUUUUACAUGGGAGCCUGCUUACAGUCCUUCCACACAUGAAGGAAAAUACAUGUAUUUUGAGGUAAGACUAUUAGCAAAAAAAGAAAGUAUAUUUAUUCACGUCUGCACAUGCUAGUCUCCAGUAUACUUACCAAAACAGUGGAGAAAAACAGUGUGCUAAAGCUAGGACUGCUACUCUGGCUUCAUAUGCAACAUAAGCUUGUAUUCUUAGUGGUGGAAGAAUUAUUUAACCGACCACUUCUUAGUUGAAAAAUCUGAUUUAUAAAUGAAGCAUAGCCGGAAAGCCAAAGCAUGGAGGGAAAAGCUACUUAAACACAUAUCCUGCAUAGGCAUGAACUAGGUAAAAGGCAUGGGUUUCACCAGGUCAUUAGCAAGGCUGCAGAUUCCACUAGCAGGUACUUGGAGGCUUAUUAUGUCAGGGAAAUUUGUUGCACUUGGUAUAUAUACGUAAGAUGUAAACCGGAUGCACUUUACACUGGAGAAAGCCUAGCUACUAAUAUAUCAGAAUUUUGCUUUUACAAGAAGAGAGAGAAGAGUUGAAUCAAGCUUUUGGCAGCCCUCUUCUUAGUUCUGAGGUGGGCAGUUGCUUAGUCUGUAGUUAAGAACAGUGUUUCCAUUGCACAGAACUUUGAGAAUUUUAAAUCUUCCCACAGAUUUUGCUAGGCUGUUCUUUGGCUGAAGUUCCUUAAGAUUUCAAGAACCCUUUGUGCCCCUUCCAGGUCACACUGGUGACUGGUACCUGCCAUAAUAUGAGGUAAAACAGGGUCAGUAUGAAGUAAGUUGCAUUGCUCUAUUAAUUUCCUUCCAUAGCAUUGCAUAAAUAAUAUUUUUACAUUUUGUUCAAUAUUUGUACAGUCAAAUUGCACUCUUAUUGUACUACAAUACAAAUAAAACCUGAAUUGGA